AUGUUGACGUCUUUAUCUUUUUUACGUGCUGUUUCCCGUGCUAACAUAUCAAAGAUACCCACAAAUAAUAAAGUUUUAACAAGACAAAUAUUGCCAAUUACAAUCAGUAAUGCUGUUCGAUUCUACUCUUCCCCAAGACCAAAAGGACCAAAAACACUUAAAGAACGUCUUGCAGAACUGAUUCCAGAAAAACAAGAAGAGAUAAAAUUAGUUAAAUCAAAAUAUGGUCAAAAAAUUUUAGGAGAAGUGUCGGUUGAUAUGGUGUAUGGAGGAAUGAGAGGCAUAAAAGGGUUGAUUUGGGAAGGUUCAGUCUUAGAUCCUGAUGAAGGUAUUCGAUUUCGUAACCUGACCAUUUCUGACUGCCAACGACUUUUACCUAAAGCUGAUGAAAGUGGUGGCGAGGAACCGUUACCUGAAGGUCUUUUUUGGUUAUUGGUAACUGGUGAAAUACCAACCAAAGAACAAGUUACUGCUUUAUCAGCUGAAUGGGCAGCCAGAUCCGUUAUACCAUCUUUUGUUGAAGACCUUAUUGACAGAUGUCCAAAUACAUUACAUCCAAUGUCACAAUUUUCCUUAGCGGUAACAGCUUUACAACAUGAUUCUAAUUUUGCUAAAGCUUAUCAAACUGGAGUAAAUAAAACUGAAUAUUGGGAAUAUGUUUACGAAGAUGCCAUGGAUUUAAUUUCAAAAUUACCUAAUGUUGUUGGUAGAAUAUAUAGAAAUAUAUAUAAAGAUGGGAAGGUUGCCCCUAUAGAAGCAGAUAAAGAUUAUUCAUAUAAUUUAGCAAAAGUACUUGGCUAUGCUGACAAUAAAGGUUUUGUUGAAUUGUUGAGGCUUUAUCUUACUAUUCAUUCAGAUCAUGAAGGUGGGAAUGUUUCUGCUCAUACAAUGAGACUCGUUGGAAGUGCGUUAUCUGACCCUUAUUUAUCAUUUGCUGCAUCACUUGAUGGUUUGGCUGGCCCAUUACACGGUCUUGCAAAUCAAGAAGUUGUACGUUGGAUUCAUAAAAUGAGAGAUGAGGUUGGAGAAUCACCAAGUGAUGAAACAGUAAAAGAAUAUGUCUGGUCAACAUUGAAAUCUGGUAAAGUUGUACCUGGAUAUGGUCAUGCUGUACUUCGAAAAACCGAUCCAAGAUAUGAAGCACAAAGAGAAUUUGCAUUAAAAAAUCUACCCGAUUAUGGAUUGUUCAAGUUAGUUUCACAAUUAUACAACAUUGUACCAGAUGUAUUACUUAAGCAUGGUAAAACCAAGAACCCAUGGCCAAAUGUUGAUGCACAUUCUGGUGUAUUAUUACAAUAUUAUGGAUUAAAUGAGCAAAAUUAUUAUACAGUUUUAUUUGGAGUUUCUAGAGCCUUGGGUGUUUUAUCGCAGAGUAUUUGGGAUAGAGCUUUUGGACUCCCAAUUGAAAGACCAAAAUCAUACUCUACAGAAAUGAUUCGUAAGAUGUUUGAGAAAUGA
Messenger RNA from Entrophospora candida, 1458 nucleotides. The record is from the annotation of a GenBank genome assembly. Lineage: Eukaryota; Fungi; Glomeromycota; Glomeromycetes; Entrophosporales; Entrophosporaceae.